CUCCCAACCACAAUCCCGACAGUGAACCCCACCAACUAUCACCACUGGUACGAGUCUUGAAAAAGACAGGCCAUUCAGCAUGGAGUUAUCAACGUAUCAAGCAUGGCAAAGCUCAGGUAACGUCUCAAACACUACAAACAAGUACUUGCAGACGGGUGUUCAACUUCCAAGGUCUGUCAUGGCUCUCGAGCAAUGGCAUGUUCUUGAAGUUGAUCUGAGAAAUACCGUAAUGUUGUAAGAGCAAGACCGCUUCUCUCGAGAAGCGUCCUUGCUCUUCAACAUAGAACUUGAUCUGGGUAAUUCCAGCGAAAGGACUGCUUCUGUUUUUCAUCCUACCUCGCAGAGGGCGGAGUGUACUGACAAAAACAGCUUACUCGCUCUGAACUAUUUUCAAGAUGGCCACUGACAAGAUCACCUUUUUGUCCAACUGGCAUGCUACCCCUUACCACGCACCCGUGUAUCUCGCCCAGGCCAAGGGAUACUUCAAGGAUGAAGGUCUCAAGGUUGCUCUUCUUGAGCCCAAUGAUCCAAGUGAUGUCACCGAAAUCAUCGGUAGCGGCAAAGUUGACCUUGGCUUCAAGGCCAUGAUCCACACCCUCGCUGGAAAAGCUCGCGGUUUCCCCAUCCAAUCCAUCGGAUCCCUUCUCGACGAGCCCUUCACCGGUGUCGUGUACCUCAAGUCCUCCGGCAUCACCACCGACUUCCGCUCCCUCAUGGGUAAGCGCAUCGGUUAUGUCGGCGAAUUCGGCAAGAUCCAAAUCGACGAGUUGACUGCCCACUACGGCAUGAAGCCCACCGACUACACCGCCGUGCGCUGCGGCAUGAACGUCACCAAAGCCAUCAUCAAAGGCGACAUCGACGCCGGCAUCGGUCUCGAGAACGUCCAAAUGGUCGAACUUGCCGAAUGGCUCGCCGAGAACAACCGUCCUCGUGAUGAUGUUCAGAUGCUGCGCAUCGACGAACUCGCCGAGUUAGGCUGCUGCUGCUUCUGCUCCAUCCUGUACAUUGGCAAUGAAUCCUUCAUCGCCAACAACCCAGACAAAGUCCGCGCUUUCCUCCGCGCCUGCAAGAAAGCUACAGACUACGUCCUCGCUUCCCCCGCAGAGGCUUACGAGGAAUACAUCGAUUUCAAACCAACCAUGGGCACUCCCCUCAACCGCAAAAUCUUCGAGCGCAGUUUCGCCUACUUCAGCAAGGAUAUGAAGAAUGUAGCCCGUGACUGGAACAAAGUCACAAACUAUGGCAAGAGACUUGGCGUUUUGCCCGAGGACUACACUCCCAACUACACCAAUGAAUUCCUUGAGUGGAAGUUCGACGCCGAUUCUGAGGACCCCACUGGUGAUCAGAAGAGGAUGGUGGAAUUGCAGAAGAGUGUUGAGAAAGAGGGUGGUUUCCACCGUCUUGGCGAGGCUGUUCAGGGCGCUUUGGUUGAUGCUAAGGCUUGCUUGAUGUAAGGCGUUGUGUGUCUUGAGUGUGAAGAGUCUAUGGAGACAUCACUGCUAUUCACUCUUUUUUCUGUCUGGUUGUAGUAACGACAGUACUAGCAGGUGCACUGAACGAACAAACCUGGGUUACUUCUC
Aureobasidium pullulans EXF-150 is the source of this 1580-nucleotide messenger RNA. Its product is annotated as NMT1-domain-containing protein. The transcript is spliced from 3 exons. The record is from RefSeq and is a predicted model, not a curated record. Bases 396 to 1454 code for a protein of 352 amino acids. Lineage: Eukaryota; Fungi; Ascomycota; Dothideomycetes; Dothideales; Saccotheciaceae. Gene Ontology annotation, biological process: thiamine biosynthetic process.